AUGACAAAGUCUUACUACAAAUAUACGCUUGGAUUCAUUCGUAAUGUUGCAACAAAUAGCGUGUUGCUCCUCAAUCGCCAGAAGAAACCUUGGAUGGGGCGCUGGAAUGGGGUGGGAGGAAAACUAGAUUUAGAAGAAACUCCUUUGCAAUGCAUUCAACGAGAAACUCUAGAAGAAACCGGACUAGAUUUGGAUCAAGAUCAGUUUAUUGAUUGCGGGGUGAUGAGAUGGUUUGUGGACGAUGAAGAUUUCAAUGGAGUUCAUAUUUUUGUUGCUGAUUUGAAUAAUGAGCAAUUUGAAAAAUUUCCUAAAACACCUUUUGUAUACUGUCACGAAGGUAUUUUAGAUUGGAAACAUUGGGAUUGGAUCUUGGAUAAUGACAAUGUUGGAAUUGUUGAUAAUAUUCAAAUAAUUUUCAAACAUAUUUUUAAUGAAGAUCACAACUCGCAAGAUUUAUAUGUAGCUAAGUAUCAUCAACAAAAGUUAACUAGUUGUGUUUAUUACCGAAAAGGUCAAGUUACUAACCCUGAUUUAUAG
Molecule: messenger RNA, 537 nt
Organism: Hyphopichia burtonii NRRL Y-1933
Lineage: Eukaryota; Fungi; Ascomycota; Pichiomycetes; Serinales; Debaryomycetaceae
Exons: 1
Coding region: 1-537 (178 amino acids)
Molecular function (GO): hydrolase activity
Source: RefSeq, a predicted model, not a curated record